AAUUUGAUUAUAGUUUGCCUUUCCGUUCAAAACUGCACAAUUCACAAGGUAUACUGAAAGUUUGCUUUGGAAUCGGACUGAAAGCUUGUUUUAAACUUUUUGAAUAUGAAACUGAAAAUAAAAUCACAAACAGCCUAAUGACGCUUUUAUAACAAAUGUAUUUGUACUUUUUGUUUUGUUUUUCUGGGGAAAAUGUUAUUCAGAAAUGUUUUUUUUCCUUUUUACCGACACAGUAAAGCAAUUUGCAUAGAAAUACAGUUUAUGUGUACCAUGGAGUGCAUACAGCCUGCAUGGUGUAAAAUGUUCCCCCUCAAUAAACAUACAAAAAGUCCUGGUGGGGGCAUGUGUUUUCUUAAUGUGUAGCCUGAGAGUAACCUGAGACCUGAUGUGAAGUUUAUUAUACAGAACAGAACAGUUAGUUUAUAAUAAAUAAAUGGAUGCCAUAAAAAAAAUUAACGUUCUUUUAAUUUAUCCUUUUUUUCUGUCUACACACGAAAAUACACUAGUUUUUGCGCAAUGCUGCGCACGGUACGCGCCGUUUUGACGUUAACCAAGACACCAAGCACCAUCGUCAGUAUUUCGGACUACAGUAGGCCUCGCCUUUACAGUACCUCAGUUUUCCUGUGCGUCGUUUACAGAUAUCGCGAGAGCGUCUUUCGGGGUGAGCAGCAGGCUGAGGGAGAGACGGGAGAGAAGGUAAGCGGAGGAGGUUUGCAUCAUGGCGGACAGAGACAGCGGUAGUGAGCACGGAGGAUUCGCCACAGGCCCCGGCGGCGUCCAGAUGCACCAGGGUGCGAUGGGCGCUUCGUCGCGGCUGCAGCACGACACGGAGGAGCUGGCGUCGAAGCGCGUUGACAUACAGAACAAGCGCUUCUACCUGGACGUGAAGCAGAACGCCAAAGGCCGCUUUCUGAAGAUCGCCGAGGUCGGGGCUGCGGGAAACAAGAGUCGCCUGACCCUGUCCAUGUCCGUAGCCGUGGAGUUCCGAGACUACCUGGGCGACUUUAUCGAGCACUAUGCGCAGCUGGGCCCCAGCCACCCGGACACGGUGCAGGACGAGCCGCGGCGCGCGCUCAAGAGCGAGUUUCUGGUGCGCGAGAAUCGAAAGUACUACAUGGAUCUGAAGGAGAACCAGAGGGGGCGGUUUCUGAGAAUACGACAGACCGUGAAUCGGGGCCCCGGCUUGGGCACGGCGCAAGGCCAGACCAUCGCUCUCCCGGCGCAAGGGCUGAUCGAGUUCCGCGACGCUUUGGCCAAGCUCAUCGACGAUUACGGCGUGGACGAGGAGCCAGCUGAGCUGCCCGAGGGCACGUCGCUCACCGUGGACAACAAGCGCUUCUUCUUCGACGUGGGCUCGAACAAGUAUGGCGUGUUUAUGCGGGUCAGCGAAGUGAAGCCGACCUACCGCAAUUCCAUCACGGUGCCCUGCAAAGUGUGGUCCAAAUUCGGCUCCACGUUCAGCAAGUACGCGGACGAAAUGAAGAAGAUACAGGAGAGGAGCAGGGAGCGCAGGGCGCGCGAGCUCUUACCGGAGGGCCUGCACGGCGAUGACGGGGAAGAGGAUUAAUUUACGGGACGCUGAAAAGGCGAGGACGAAAUAUACUUUCGCUGACAGAAAACAAGCGGUGAAACGACCAUAGUAGAAAAAAAAAGCUUAUUAACUGGAAAUGGGGGUGGUGGGGGGGAGGGAGGGGAGGAGGCGCGAUGUGAGAUUUCAAUCGGAUCGUCAUCCAGGCAACAUUCACAAAUUUUUGCAGUUGCAUCACUCCGUUCAUCGACCCGGUUAUGAUCCACUUACUCAACCAUAUAACAGUAAUCCGCUGCUAUCGAUAACACGAUCCACGAACUGUGUCCGAGACGGUCAGAAUGUCAUAAAGUCGGCGUGUGUUUGUUUGCCCAUGCGUUUUUGUACACGUCCAAGCUAUUAUACGGUACUGGUCCAAAGUGCAACGUGAGAAAAAAAGGAAAACAACAAAAAAUGCUAAGACUUUAUAGCACAAAGCUACUGUAUUUAGGAAAUAUGUGAACCAAAUUAUAUAUAUAUAUAUAUAUAUAUAUAU
Molecule: messenger RNA, 2060 nt
Organism: Silurus meridionalis
Lineage: Eukaryota; Metazoa; Chordata; Actinopteri; Siluriformes; Siluridae
Gene: purab
Product: purine-rich element binding protein Ab
Exons: 1
Coding region: 719-1567 (282 amino acids)
Biological process (GO): regulation of transcription by RNA polymerase II
Cellular component (GO): nucleus
Molecular function (GO): purine-rich negative regulatory element binding; RNA polymerase II transcription regulatory region sequence-specific DNA binding; DNA-binding transcription factor activity, RNA polymerase II-specific
Source: RefSeq, a predicted model, not a curated record